Molecule: messenger RNA, 4312 nt
Organism: Cuscuta europaea
Lineage: Eukaryota; Viridiplantae; Streptophyta; Magnoliopsida; Solanales; Convolvulaceae
Source: the annotation of a GenBank genome assembly
CUUUAAAGGUUUUCCUCCACACUUGCUAGUUACGUAGUGACACAUGAUUUGUUUCUCUCUAUGAAAAUCACUAGGAAGUUCAGAAGUUAUGAAUGAAUGAAUGAAUUGGCUACUCACUAGAUGUUGAUCGGAGUUCAAAGUACAAUCCCCAAACCUGUCCACACGCAGCGCUUAUCAUUGUCCCGCCGCCUCCACACCACUGCCUGGCUCCUACUCCAGGUACCGCCUUCCACCCAAACAUUGGACGCCCUCACUCUCUCCCACCGCAUCCUCCAAGAAGACCCAAAGGCCCUGUCUUCAACGCAAUGGACCCCAGACCUCGUACUAUCCAUCCUCAAGCGCCUCUGGAACCACGGACCCAAGGCUCUCCAAUUCUUCGACCACCUCGAUUGCCAUCCCUCUUACGCUCACCCCGCUGCUGCAUUUGACCACGCCAUAGACAUCGCCGCCCGGAUGCGCGAUUACCGCACCCUUUGGAAGCUCGUAGCCCGGAUGCGAUCCCGCAGACUCGGUCCUCGGCCAAAGACCUUUGCUAUCAUCACCGAGAGGUACGUUUCUGCCGGCAAACCUGAUAAAGCGUUGAAGGUUUUCUUGUCUAUGCAUAAUCAUGGUUGCCCCCACGAUUCGAAUUCUUUCAAUACUUUUCUCGAUGUUCUUUGCAAAUCCGGGCGGGCUGAGAUGGCCUAUAGGCUUUUGAAGAUGCUUCGAGGUAGUAGAUUUAGAGCUGAUAUUGUCACAUAUAACAUACUUGCACAUGGAUUUUGUUUAAUCAAACAAACCCCUAAAGCUCAAGACAUCCUCAAGGAAAUGGUAUGGAGAGGCUUGACUCCCACCAUAACCACAUAUAACAUAAUGCUCAAAGGAUUUUUUCGGGCUGGUCAGAUUAAAGAAGCUUGGGAAUUUUUCUUGCAAAUGAAGAAGAGGAAGUGUGAGAUUGAUGUUGUGACUUAUACCACUCUGGUUCAUGGGUUAGGAGUUGUUGGAGAGAUUGAUAAAGCUCUCAAGAUGUUUAAUGAGAUGGUUGGAACUGAUGGUAUACUUCCUUCUAUUUCAACUUACAAUGCAUUCAUUCAAGUGUUGUGCAAGAAGGAUUCUAUGGAAAAUGCUAUAUCAGUAUUCGAGGAGAUGUUGAGGAAAGGUUAUGUCCCAAACACAAUGACUUAUAAUUCAGUAAUUAGGGGGUUGUGUCAUAGGGGGAGAAUGAAUGAGGCUGUUCAGUAUUUGGAUAAAAUGAGGGAUGACCAUAAGUGUGAACCGAAUAUUCAGACCUACAAUGUCAUUGUCCGCUAUUAUUGCGACCAAGGAGAAAUUGAGAAGGCUCUGGUGGUAUUUGACAAAAUGAAUUGUGUCGAUUACUGCUUACCCAAUCUGGAUACGUACAAUGUCUUGAUCAGCUCUAUGUUUGGGAGAAAGAAAUCAGAUGAUUUACUCGUGGCUGGCAGGUUGAUAGUGGAAAUGGUUGGUAGAGGGUUUUUGCCAAGAAGGUUCACGUUCAAUCGCGUUCUGAAUGGACUUUUGCUCACUGGCAAUCAACAUCUUGCCAGAGAGAUUUUGAGACUGCUAAGUGAAUCUGGCCGUCUCCCCCGUCAUUUCAAGUUGUGAAUCUAUUCCAGCUUCCUGAAAGAUUUGGAGCAAAUCUAGUUGUUAUGCAUUGAAAGCAUCAUUGGUUAAAAUGACUAACCUGCAUUUCAAAUGCUGAGAAUUGAAAGUUGCUGCUUUGGUACCUGAGACCUUAUGUGCUUCAAUGUGCCAACUGAAUGUGCAAGUCUUUGUGACCUAUAGUUUCUGUAUGCCAUAUAUGGGCUAAAGCAAACGCAUUGUAGAUGGAGUCAUGCAUACAGUGCUCAAUUGAAGUACAUGAUUUUUUAUAUCUGAUAUGGCUAUCUUCCAACCUCCUAAUCCUGAAUGACAAUUGUAAGGCAGCUCACCUUCAUUUUAGUUUUUAAUAUAAAUACUUGUAGAGCUCUGUGUUUGUAGUAGUACCUGUCCAAUAUAAUCCAGUGUCCGUUUUGGUGAUAUCUUUCUUCAUACAAUCCUUGUUAGCUAACUAUUUUAUAUCAGCAAGCACUAAAUUAUCUGGAUGUGGUAGUGUUUGAGUCGGUUGACCAUGAAGUCACAAUGCACAUAUUGUUUUUUUGCGGAAGUUGCUGAAAUGAAUGAAAGCGUUACUUGGACUCUCAUUUAGGCAUUUAAAAUUUUAUUUUCUUAAAUUUAUGAAGAGGAUAAAUUUGGAAGUGUUUUUUACAGUUCAGUGAAUUCAUCAUAUCAGCAACAAUUUCAACCACUUCAAACAAAUUUACGGUUACCUAAAAGGAUCUAGGAGUCAAAAGUUUAGCUAUAAUUGUAUUAGCAAUCCACAAUUCAUGGAUAAAAAUUUGAUUUACACUUUAUGUUUAGUUAUCGUAGUAUUGGGUAGCAUUGUAGCACCAGUGACACUAGUAAACCAAUAAUUUAAAAACUGAAUUCAGUAUUUGUUCAUAUGCACUGAUAGAAUAGUUAUAUAAUACUUUAGAAGCAGUACGACCAAUUCUGCAUCUACAAGCUUUAGAUGAAGAAGAUGGACAUCAAGCUUGAAUGAGCACAACUGCACAGCACACUUUUAGAUGGUUGAUUUUUAACAGGAGAUCAGAAAAUCAUGCACUUGAGAAAUGGGAAUUUUUGGGUUUCUAUCAAAUUACAUAGUUGGGUCUUUCUAUUUGGGCAAUACAACUAGAUUGAGAUGCAUUCUUGCUUAGUAAUGGUUCCUUAGGCAAGUCAUCUUGAGAGAUUGGGAAAAUGGGCGAAUGGCUUCUCUCUCAGUGGUCCAAAGACGAGCAGAGUUUCCUGUGUACUCAGAACACUCAAUUAAAGGCGGGUUGAAUAAUGAAGUUGGUAAUAAUGUGGACCUCUUUGGAGUCAACCGUGGGGGUCAAUUGAGCCUCUUUUUUAGCAAUUUAAUGAGUUUAAUGGUCCAUUUUUUAUGCUCAUCAGCAUUAACCAUUGAUUUUAGCCUUUAGAUUUAAAAUUUGUAAAAAAAAAAUAGACACCCCAUUCUGUCCUCUUCACUUUCAACACUAUUGGGUUAAGAUUAAUUCAUUAUUAAAAAUAGAUUUUCUUUAAUUUAAGUUUUAACACGAUCUAAUGGUUAAAACUAAUACUUCGUACUUGAUAUGAAUAAGUAAAGUGAUUAGGAUAAUUGAAUUCAUCUUUGGUCUAAAAUGAAAGAGGUUCAUGAUUCUUAGUGUUAGGCCUUACCUUACUAUAGUCUAACUGUGUACUAUUUUCAUAAAGGCGUGAGUACAUGAAACAAUGAUCAUGGACAUGUGUUCAAGCCCAAGAUUGAAGUUGUGAGAUGGUCAACAUGAGUAAUGACAUUAAACAUUAUUUAUCUCUUUCAUCGGAAAAUAUCAAAUGUAAUGAUAAUGAUUGUGAAAGAGUUUGGUAUUGUAGUUUUCUACGUUCAUCUUUUGGUUUGAAUUGCAUGGCAGACGACAUGGAAGAUUUAUACGCUCGGUUGGACCUGGAAGACGAUGAUCCUAAAGUAGUGGAAGUUGAUGUGACUGAUGUGGAAGAAUCGACCGCAGUAACCUCCUAUUGCUUGGUUGGAUGUAUUAUUAUUAUUAUUAUAUGAUUAUUACAUCAAAUUCCAGUUUUUUCAUGAUACAAUCGUUGAUGUUUGGGGAGGGGUGUGAAUAUACAAGAGAUUGGGGAUCAGAGAUUUUUAUUCCAGUUUUUUCAUGUGGUGGACAUCGAAAGAGUUUUGGCGGACGGACCCUGGUCAUAUGAAAAUAGUUUGUUGGUUCUUUAUAAGCUGGAAGGGGCGGAGGAUCCUGUCCCUUUAACUCAUGAGGCCUUCUGGAUAUAGAUUCAUCAUAUUCCGAUGUGGUACUUCACAAGGAAAAAUGGCUAAACCUAUUGGCAAUCGGGUGGGGCACUUUGUUAUGGCUGACAAUAAUACUUUCAAAGGAGGCUGGAAAUAAUUUAUGAGAAUUAGGGUGCAAAUUGAUGUUGGUAAGUCGUUGCAGAGUCGUUUAAAGUUAAAGAAGGGGAACGAUUCACUCUGGGUAGAUAUCCCGUACGAGAGAUUGCCUCACUUUUGCUUUAUUUGUGGUAUUAUGAGCCAUGUUGGUCAGCCGGACGACGAGUCCUAUCAGGCUUGCCAGACAAGAUCGCUACUCUCUCUAGACACACACACACACACACACAAAGUGCAACGUUUGUAAAUAAUUUAUUUAGCUGUCUUUCUAAUUCCUUUUUAAGCUGAAAUUUGAUGGACAUAAACUAGACUUGAUGAUGAAUAUGAAAAAAAAUCAUUAAAAAUUUUUAUCAGGAA